Messenger RNA from Lycium barbarum (goji berry), 579 nucleotides. RefSeq lists its product as uncharacterized. NCBI's taxonomy places the organism in Eukaryota, Viridiplantae, Streptophyta, Magnoliopsida, Solanales, Solanaceae. The transcript has a single exon. The record is from RefSeq and is a predicted model, not a curated record. The coding region runs from base 1 to 579 and encodes 192 amino acids.
AUGGAGAAAAAGAUGGAGGAAUUACUAGAGAAAUACAAUAGGUCUGCAAGAAAGGCUACAGGCUUAAGGUAUGAUGAUCUGUGGAUGCAUCAGGAUCUGGAUUUACCGAAAGGAUUCAAGAUCCUAAAAUUUGAGAUGUUCAAUGGAGUAGGGAAUCCCAAGGCACACCUCCGAUCCUACUAUAACCAAUUGGUUGGAGUAAAAAAAAAUGAGCCUCUGAUAAUGCGACUGUUUAGUCGUAGCCUUACUGGAGAAGCCGCUGAAUGGUUCGCAACUCAAGAUAUGCGUCAGUGGCACACCUGGGAGGACAUGGCAGAAUCCUUCAUGGAAUGGUUUCGCUUAACCGUCGAAACAGUGCCAGACCACUAUUAUCUUGAAAAGGUCAAGCAGAAAUCAAUAGAAAACUACAGGGAAUUUUUCAGUAGGUGGAGGGCCGAGGCUGCCCGUGUGCAGCCUUCAAUGUGUGAAGGAGAGCUAGUCUCUGUGUUCAUCAGGUCCAAAGAACCUGAUUUCUACUACAGAAUGCUAUCCAUUGCCGAAAGACCGUUUGCUGAAUUGGUCAAAAUAGGAGAGCUAUAG